CGCCGGGCGCAGAGCUCGGCGCGGGGAGGGUCCCCAGGGCAGACGCGCGCCGCACCCGGUUGCCGUGGUAACCCCGGGCGGCAGCCGGAGCCACCGCCGGAAGUGACGCGAGUUCACCUGCCGAGCGGGGGCGGGGGCGCAGAGGUGCCGCCGCCGUAGCCGCCGCGAGCUAGUCGGGAGCGCGCCAGGCGCCGGGAGACGGGGACCCGGAGCGAGAGCCGCUUACCUGCAGCCGCCGCCCGCGUCCCGGCAGCCACCAUGGCGCUUCUGCUGCGCUUCGUGCUCCUGUGCGGAGUCGCGGAUUUCGCCAGAAGUUUGAGCAUCACUACUCCAGAACAGAUGAUUGAAAAAGCCAAAGGGGAAACGGCCUAUCUGCCGUGCAAAUUUACACUUAGUACUGAAGACCAGGGACCGCUGGACAUUGAAUGGCUGCUAUCACCAGCUGAUAAUCAGAAAGUGGAUCAAGUGAUUAUUUUAUAUUCUGGAGACAAAAUUUAUGAUGACUACUAUCAAGAUCUGAAAGGACGAGUACAUUUUACGAGUAAUGAUCUCAAGUCUGGUGAUGCAUCGAUAAAUGUAACUAAUUUACAGUUGUCAGAUAUUGGCACAUAUCAGUGCAAAGUGAAAAAAGCUCCUGGUGUUGCAAAUAAGAAGCUUCAGCUGACAGUUCUUGUUAAGCCUUCAGGUACAAGAUGUUACAUUGAUGGAUCAGAAGAAAUUGGAAAUGACUUUAAACUAAAAUGUGAACCAAAAGAAGGUUCACUUCCAUUACGAUAUGAAUGGCAAAAAUUGUCUGACUCACAGAAAUUGCCCACCUCAUGGUUAACAGAAAUGACUUCAUCUGUUAUAUCUGUAAAAAAUGCCUCUUCUGAGUACUCUGGGACAUACAGCUGUACAGUCAAAAACAGAGUGGGCUCUGAUCAGUGCCUGCUGCGCCUAGAUGUUGUUCCUCCUUCAAAUAGAGCCGGGACAAUUGCAGGAGCUAUUAUAGGAACUUUGCUUGCUCUAGUGCUCAUUGGUCUUAUCCUCUUUUGCUGUCAUAAAAAGCGAAGAGAAGAAAAAUAUGAAAAGGAAGUUCAUCAUGAUAUCAGGGAAGACGUGCCUCCUCCGAAGAGCCGUACAUCCACUGCCAGAAGCUACAUAGGCAGCAAUCAUUCAUCCCUGGGAUCCAUGUCUCCUUCCAACAUGGAAGGAUAUUCCAAGACUCAGUAUAACCAAGUACCGAGUGAAGACUUUGAACGUGCUCCUCAGAGUCCGACUCUCCCACCUGCUAAGUUCAAGUACGCUUACAAGACUGAUGGGAUUACAGUGGUAUAAAUAUGAAGGACUACUGAAGAAUCUGAAGUACUGUACUAUUUGGCUUUAUUUUAGACCUCUAGUUAAGACUUAAAUGUUUUUUGAAAAAAAGAACAAGGUACAAAGAUUGGAGUGGCUGUAAGAACAUUUUUCUGCUUCAAGCAAUGGCAUUGGGCAUAUAACUCAGAAGACAUAUUGAAAUUAGUACUACAGGCCAAAUUCCUGGUUUAAAAAAUCCUAUGGAUAGUAACUUUGGUAAUUAAAAGACGUUUUAUUAUAUUUAUAUUUUCAAUUAGCUACCACUAAGAAAUUUUUAACUUUUUACAUACAUAUUUUGAUAUGUGGUCUUUGGGGAAAGUAUGGUUAAUAAAAAGUUGAUUUUUUAAAGGAAAUACUGAAAUUCUCACAUUUUGUUUAAUAUUUUUGC
Propithecus coquereli (Coquerel's sifaka) is the source of this 1723-nucleotide messenger RNA. RefSeq names its product coxsackie virus and adenovirus receptor (gene CXADR). Gene Ontology annotation, biological process: homotypic cell-cell adhesion. Bases 259 to 1317 code for a protein of 352 amino acids. Gene Ontology annotation, cellular component: basolateral plasma membrane; bicellular tight junction; intercalated disc. The transcript is spliced from 8 exons. The record is from RefSeq and is a predicted model, not a curated record. Gene Ontology annotation, molecular function: cell adhesion molecule binding. NCBI's taxonomy places the organism in Eukaryota, Metazoa, Chordata, Mammalia, Primates, Indriidae.